Messenger RNA from Orycteropus afer afer, 963 nucleotides. Its product is annotated as olfactory receptor 52N2-like. Gene Ontology annotation, cellular component: membrane. Gene Ontology annotation, biological process: G protein-coupled receptor signaling pathway. The transcript has a single exon. Gene Ontology annotation, molecular function: G protein-coupled receptor activity; olfactory receptor activity. Bases 1 to 963 code for a protein of 320 amino acids. Lineage: Eukaryota; Metazoa; Chordata; Mammalia; Tubulidentata; Orycteropodidae. The record is from RefSeq and is a predicted model, not a curated record.
AUGUAUGGAGCUAACAGCUCGAGUCCGACACCAAGAUAUUUUAUCCUCAGUGGGAUUCCUGGGCUGGAAGCUGCACACAUCUGGAUCUCUCUGCCUUUCUGUUUCAUGUACAUUAUUGCUAUGGUGGGGAACUGUGGGCUCAUCUACCUGAUCAGCCAUGAGGAGGUCCUGCAUAGGCCCAUGUAUUACUUUCUAGCCCUAUUAUCCUUUACAGAUGUUAGUGGGUGUACUUCAUUUGUUCCCAAUAUGUUAUGCAUCUUUUGGUUCAGUCUCAAGGAGAUUGACUUUAAUGCCUGCCUUGUGCAGAUGUUUUUCAUACACAUGCUGACAGGCAUGGAGUCUGGGGUACUCAUGCUCAUGGCUCUAGACCGCUACGUGGCCAUUUGCUACCCUUUACGAUAUUCCUCCAUUCUCACCAACACCACAAUUACCAAGAUAGGGCUUGCUACUUUUAUGCGAAGUGUGCUACUCAUGAUUCCAUUCAGUUUCCUGAUCAAGCGCCUUCCCUAUUGCAGAGGAAACCUUAUCCACCACACCUAUUGUGACCAUAUGUCUGUGGCCAAAUUAUCCUGUGGCAAUGUCAAGAUUAAUGCUAUCUAUGGUCUUAUAGCUGCCAUACUGAUUGGGGGAUUUGACAUGUUCUGUAUCUCUGUGUCUUACACCAUGAUCAUCCGUGCUGUACUGAAUCUGUCAUCUACAGAUGCUCGCCACAAGGCCUUCAGCACCUGUACAUCACACUUAUGUGCUAUUGUCAUCACUUAUGUACCAGCUUUCUUUAACUUCUUCACUCACCGUUUUGGGGAACUCACUAUACCUCACCACAUUCACAUCUUUAUUGCCAACCUCUAUCUCUUGCUGCCUCCUACAUUGAAUCCAAUUGUCUAUGGAGUAAAGACCAAGCAGAUACGUGAAGGAGUAAUCAAAUUGUUCUUUAGAGAGAAAGAAAUUUCAACUAUGAAAUAA